Messenger RNA from Olea europaea var. sylvestris, 2234 nucleotides. Its product is annotated as leucine-rich repeat extensin-like protein 6. The coding region runs from base 19 to 2079 and encodes 686 amino acids. Gene Ontology annotation, molecular function: protein binding. The transcript has a single exon. The record is from RefSeq and is a predicted model, not a curated record. Lineage: Eukaryota; Viridiplantae; Streptophyta; Magnoliopsida; Lamiales; Oleaceae.
AUUCCUAUUUUGGUACACAUGAGAAGGAAAGAGAGACAUAAGCACAUUAUUGGCAGCUGGAAACACUCUCUCCUCUGCUCCCUUUUGAAUGUAUUCAAAUUACAAUUUUCUUUCCUCACCACACUGUCCUCUCCUCUCAUGACUCCCACCAACACCGCCGCUGCCAGCCCCAAACCGUCUCCGCCACGGUGGCAUUUACUGCCCAUCACAACCAUCAUUCUCUUCUUGUUGGGUUCUCAGAUCUGUGCUGUUUCAGCUGCAGAAAAUGGCAUGGAAAACCCUAGUCUUGCACGAGCCUACACUGCAUUACAAGCAUGGAAACUCGCCAUUUUCUCUGAUCCAUUCAACUUCACUGCAAAUUGGAAAGGCCCUAAUGUUUGCUCCUACGGAGGAGUGUAUUGUGCACCAUCAACUCGCAAUGCAUCGUACAAAGUUGUAGCUGGUAUUGAUCUCAACCACGGUGACAUAGCCGGGUACCUCCCGGAUGAGCUCGGGUUACUAACCGAUCUUGCGCUCUUCCACAUUAACUCUAACCGGUUCUGCGGCGUAGUCCCCAAGAGUUUCAUCAAAUUGCAGCUCCUUUUUGAGCUCGAUAUUAGUAACAAUCGCUUUGUAGGGGGUUUUCCUGAAGUAGUCCUCUCGUUGCCUUCAUUGAAAUUCUUGGACUUAAGGUUCAAUGAAUUCGAGGGCCCUGUCCCAAAAAGGCUUUUUGAUAAGGAUUUGGACGCGAUUUUCCUUAACGAUAAUAGGUUCCGGUUUGGCAUACCGGAGAAUCUCGGGAAUUCGCCGGUGUCUGUUUUAGUGUUGGCCAAUAAUAACCUCGGAGGUUGUAUACCGGGCAGCAUUGGUAAAAUGGGGAAUACUUUGAAUGAGCUGAUACUGCUGAAUGAUAAUUUAACUGGUUGCUUGCCUCCCCAGAUAGGAAUGCUAAGAAAUCUAACUGUGUUUGAUGUUAGUUUUAACCACCUCCAAGGUCCUUUGCCAUCGGAGAUUAGUCGAAUGAGGAGCCUCGAGCAGCUAGACGUGGCACAUAACCGCCUCACGGGGGAGGUGCCGGCUGCCGUCUGCCAGCUUCCUAGGCUGCAAAACUUCACGUAUUCGUUCAAUUACUUCACCAGAGAGGCACCACAAUGCGCAAGAUUUGGGGGAGGAAAAGUGUUGGAUGGGCGGAAGAAUUGUAUUUCAGGGAAGAAUGAUCAAAGGUCCAUUAAAGAGUGUUCUUCUGAUGAUGCUAAGCCAUUUGAUUGUAGCAAGUCAAAGUGCGGUAGCAGUGGUGAUGGAGGUGGCGGCGGUGCGCCACCAGUUUCACCAAAGCCACCAUCGCCUAAGCCAGGUAAUGGGCCGGAGCCGUUUAAUACGCCACCACCACCUACAUCAAGGUCUUCACCAAAUUUUAAGUCACAUCCUCCUCCACCGUCUUCACCUCCAACGAAGUCCUUCCAUGCACCGCCAUCUCCUCCGCCACCCACCCACAAUGUGUCACCGGGGACUCAUCUACGGCCACCACCUCCACCAGUUCACCAUGAGAAACCCUCUAAGCAUGCACCUCCACCUCCACCUCCACCUCCACCACCAGUGCCCUUUGAGCCCACUACUCCGCCACCUCCACAUCCUCAGAGCUCAACUCCACCGCCCCCACCACCACCAACACAUUAUGGUUACACUCCACCCCCGCCUGAGAGCUCAACUCCUACUUACCAACCUAAAUCACCUCCACCACCGCCAACUCAUCACGGUUACCCUCCUCCACCGCCAGAACACCAGCAUUCAAUGCCACCAGCUCCAUCACCAUCACCAUCAGGGUAUUCCCCAUCACAUCCUCAUUCCCCACCACCACCCUCCAGCAUAUGCAACGAACCACCACCACCUCCAAAACAACAAUGGCACUACCCACCUUCACCUGCACCUGCACCUCCACCACCAACACAUGCACAUUCAUCUCCUCCGUCACCCUCUCUACCGCCACCACAUUACGUUUAUUCAUCACCUCCGCCGCCGGUGCAUGAAAACAACCCGCUACCACCAAUAAGAGGAGUCUCCUACGCAUCUCCUCCACCACCCGCCAUUCCAUACUACUGACCCUCUUCAAAUUGAGGGGACUACCAGUUCAAGAAUCGCUAGUAUAGUUUUGAUUUGUUUUUAUUAAUAUUUCUGUUCUCAAUUUUUACCUUAAUUAUGUAUGAGAAUGAGUUGGAUAAUAUGGAAUUAACAAUCACUAUUUGUUAAUUUUAUAC